Messenger RNA from Gaeumannomyces tritici R3-111a-1, 768 nucleotides. RefSeq lists its product as hypothetical. The coding region runs from base 1 to 768 and encodes 255 amino acids. The record is from RefSeq and is a predicted model, not a curated record. NCBI's taxonomy places the organism in Eukaryota, Fungi, Ascomycota, Sordariomycetes, Magnaporthales, Magnaporthaceae. The transcript has 5 exons.
AUGAGUCUAGGCGCCGCAGCGGCUGACACCGAGCGGGAUGGUGAGCGCGUCGAGGAGGAGCCGUACCCGGUCGAUGUGGGCGGCGCCAGCGACCAGCCGCCAUGGCUGUCUGACGACGCCGUGUUCAAGUCUGCUGCUCUCUGCGCAUUUGGCCCCCGAGCUGCCGUGCAGUUCGAAGGCCGUCGUCCCGCCACAUCCGCUGCCUCUCCUUCUCAAGGUCUGGCAAGCGCUGCCAUCUCGACCGUCACGCCGGCCGCGGUGGGCACACAAGGGGGACAGGGAGACGCCGCUCGCGCCGCGUCAGCCAAGCUCCUGCCCCUGGUGCUCGUGCAGGCCUCACACGACCUCAAGACCUGCCUGCACCAUGCCAUCGAUAUCAACACUCCUGAGUUCGUCACGCGCACAUCUGCGCCAUCGCCCAUGGCUACAGCACGGCCAGCGCUCUACGCACCGCCAUCGGCUGGAGCAACCGCGGGCAGAUCGGGGGAUCCGACUCGGGCGGAGCUGCACGAGGAAUACCGCCGCAGCAAGAGGUUAAAGGCCGAGGCGAUCGAGGCGGGCUGGUGCCAAGGACAGCCCGAGGAGGAUGCAGGAUACAUCCCCUCAUCCAAAAAGCGGCGCGAGCCAUCUUGGCCGGGGGAGCGUAGGGUGCGGCGAAUCAUCAAGCUCGUGGUCAACGACGACGCGGCCCUGCCCUGCUCCGACGCCACCAUGGAAAAGCGCGGCGAAGAAGGAGAUGAGCCCCAUCACCGUGGCCGUGAUGGAUGA